Molecule: messenger RNA, 9381 nt
Organism: Australozyma saopauloensis
Lineage: Eukaryota; Fungi; Ascomycota; Pichiomycetes; Serinales; Metschnikowiaceae
Gene: VPS13
Product: membrane morphogenesis protein
Exons: 1
Coding region: 1-9381 (3126 amino acids)
Biological process (GO): late endosome to vacuole transport; protein targeting to vacuole; protein retention in Golgi apparatus
Cellular component (GO): extrinsic component of membrane
Source: RefSeq, a predicted model, not a curated record
AUGUUUGAAUCAAUCGUCGCGACGUUGCUCAAUCGUCUUUUGGGGGCAUACAUCGAGAAUUUCGACUCCAAGCAGUUGAACAUAGGCAUCUGGAGCGGAGACGUGCGACUUAAGAACUUGAAGCUCAAGAAGGAAUCGCUUGACAAGUUCAAGUUGCCCUUGGAUGUGAAAUUUGGCCACUUGGGUGAGCUUACGCUCCAGAUCCCCUGGUCUAACUUGAAAGGUAAACCCGUUAAAGUAAUCGUAGAAGAUGUAUAUCUUUUGGCCGCGCCCAUAAUUUUGACCGAGUACGAUGCCGACGACGACGAGCGCCGUGAACAGCAGCUCAAACAAGACCGGUUGCGUGACUUGGAGGCUGUUCAAAGCACCUUGAACUCCAAUCCAGGUCUCGCGCUGGAUCUUUCCGGAAACGAGAGCUUCACCGAAUCCUUGAUCACGAAGAUCGUCGACAAUGUCCAGGUGACCAUCAAAAACAUCCAUAUUAGAUACGAGGACGAGGGCGUCCUCACUGAGAACCCCUAUGCCGUAGGUGCCACCUUGCUGGAGCUCUCGGCGCUGUCCACGGACGAGAACUGGGAACCAAGCUUCAUUGCAAUCACACAGAGCUUCACUCGUAAAUUGCUUCUUUUGAAAGAGUUUGCCUUGUACAUGGAGUCCGACGCUUCGUCCAUCUACACCAGUGACCACGUGGAGCUCUUGCAGAGACUUCAGUGCUGUUUCCUGAAUCACGAUGGUUCCUACGAGUACCUCUUGAAGCCCGUUUCAGGAGAGGGCCACCUUGUAGUGCAUAAGGCUGGAGCCACCAGCUCACACCCUCACAUCCGUGCUGAAUUGUUUUUCGACGAAUUUGGUAUUGACUUCAACAGCCUCCAAUAUAGAGACAUCUUGUGGACAGCGCUGAAACUUCAGUGGUACGAAAAAACGUGGAAGUUCCGCAAGCUCCGCCCGAAGAAGCUGGUUGAGGAAGCCCCUCGUGAAUGGUUUGUCUACGCCGCAAAGCUGGUUCUCAACGAAAUCCACACUAAAAAUUACAAGUGGAGCUGGGAAUACUUCAAAACCCGCCGUGACCAGAGAAAACUGUACAUCGACCUUUGGAAGCAAAAGCUUGUUAAGGGCUACUUGUUGCCAGAGCAAGAAAUUGAGUUUGAGAACCUCGAAAAGAUUUUGUCUUACGAAGAUAUCAAGUUCUACCGCUCGCUCACACGACUGGAAAUCAGACUGCAAAAUCUCGUCACAAAGCAAGAGCAAGCCUCUGCACAGGCUCAAGCAUCCAAGGGAUGGUUUUCAUGGUGGUCAGGCGCUCCUGCUCAAGUCGAGGAGCACCCAGACCAGGCUCCCGCGGAUGAGGGUGGCCUCAAUCUUACUCUCACUGAUGAGCAGAGACAAGCUUUGUAUGAAACAAUUGAUUACGACGAAAACCAGACUUCGGAGGCUGCGAUCAAUGUGCCCAAGGAUAGAGUUCUCACCGAAGUCUUUGUCAAUUUGAAGAAGGCAGGCUUUUCCUUGAGAGCCAAUAAGAACUCGUCAUCGUUGGCAGAAUUGACCGCCGAGGGAUGCAGAACCCAAUUCUAUCAAAGGUCUGACUCCUUCUUAGCCAACUUCCAACUAGAAGAGUUCAAAAUCGAAGACGGAACACCCAAACCACUAUACAAACACAUCGUCAGUGUGAAACAGGCACACACACAUGGAGCAGCUAGCAUCACUUCUGGUGAUAGCGAUCUUGAACAAAAUGAACCAUUUUUCCGCUUCUCGUUCGAGAACAAUCCACUCGAUGGAAGCGCAGACUCUAAGCUAUUGGCAGAGUUGAAGUCGAUGACUAUUUUCUACAACUACAUCUUCGCUGACGAAGUGAUGAAGUUCUUCCGUCCACCCAAAAUGCAUCUAGACACUGUUGGCGCAAUCAUGAAUGCCGCAGAGGCUACCAUGGAAGGAUUAACAGCCCAAACUAGAAUCGGACUACAGUAUGCUUUAGAGGAACACAAGACCAUUAACGUAAAAUUGGACUUGCAGGCACCAUUGAUCAUUGUUCCUCUUGAUCCCACCAACUGGAAAUCACCGGUUGCUAUCCUUGAUGCUGGUCACAUUAACGUUCACAGCGACUUAGUUGACAAGCUGACAAUUGAGGAGAUAAAAUCUAAAGAGAGUUACACACUGCAGGAUUGGGAAAGACUCAAUACUUUGAUGUACGACCAGUUCAACUUACAUCUCCAAGAUGCCCAAUUUCUUGUCGGUCCAUCGAUCAAGACCACAAUGGAACAGUUGCACACGAAAAACCCAGACCUGUCUGCCGUGGUUCUUGACGACUUGGACAUAAAGCUUUCGCUUGGAGUCUCGAUUCUUCCAGAAUCCGUGAGUCUCGCUCGCUUUAAAGUUAACGGAGAAGUCCCUGACAUCCACGUUUCCCUUAAUGACUUCCAAUACAAGACCAUCAUGCAGCUCCUUGAUGUUGUUAUCCCCGCAAGCGAGGGCAGUGAAUCAGAGGAGUCGACCGUUUUUCAUACAUUUGGUGACAAUUCUGCCAACAAAGAAAUAGAGCAUAGUGAUACCGAGUCGGCCUCAUCGAUUACGUAUCAAGGAACCACACAGCGCAUGAUGGAGGCAAACUUUACCGUGACUCGGAUUUUCUUAUCUUUUUCACGUUGCUUAGAUGCAACAAGCUUGAAAACUGAGCAUAUUGUCGAUAUCGUCGGUGAUUCUUUGGCAUUUUUGUUCUACCGUACCGAGCUCAACAUGCAUGUUGAUUUAUCGCUUCAGGACAUCAAUGUCGUAGAUCAUAUAGAACGCUCUGGAAUUCCAGAAUUCGAGAAGCUCGUAUCCUCUAAUAACUUUUUGAAAGAAGACGGUGUCGUCAGAAAGAAUGAGGAGUUGUUCAAAGUCAAGUAUGACAGAAAACUGCGCAUUGUUGAAUUCAAGGGCAAAGAUAUCGAAGUCUUCGACCAAGAUGUCGACCUAGAGAUGUCUGCUUUGAAGUUUGUUCUCUCGCGGAAAUCAUUUCUUAGCAUAUUGAAUUUUGUUUUGAACACAUUUACUGAUCCAAAUGCUGAAGCUACCCCAGCAGACGAGAUAAAGCAUGAUGUUGAUGACUCAGCUUCUCCUCAAAAGAUCAACGUCUCGGUCAAUUUGGACAGUAUCUUGGUUGUGUUAAACGAAGAUGGUAUCAAAUUAGCCACUCUUCAGCUCAGCACUGCACUGAUCACAGUGUUUUUGCUCCCCGAAGAGAUGGAUGUACGAGGUAAACUCGGUGCUUUGUCUCUUUUUGAUGACUCGAAUCAAGGUUCUCCCCGUGACUCUGUAUUCCGUAGCUUGAUGAGCAUCGAGGGUGAUAAUUUGGCUGAAUUUACCUACAAAACGUACGACCCAGCUACCAACUCUGAGUUGUAUCAAAGUUCGAUCGACUUUGUGACAGCUGCUACCAACAUCAAUUUCGUUGAGGAUGCCUUCUUCAAAAUUUUCUCGUUCUUGAGUAAGUUCCAGAGAAUGAAGGCAAUCUAUGAUAGCGCUAGAGAAGCAGCUAUCAACCAGGCCACACAGAUCGAAACUGCAAACCAGAUCAAGAUGAAUUUCUUAGUCAAAGCUCCUAUCAUUCAUUUCCCAAGAUUAGUCGACCCAGAGUCGGAUGAACUGUGUGAUGAUUUAGUGGUGGAGCUUGGAGACAUGUAUCUCACGAACGAGUUCAAAAAAGAGAAAGAAGUCUUACACAAUGUUAUCUCCAGUGGCAUCAAGAAUGUCAAUGUGGCCUCCAAACUAAAUUUUGAUGACAACGUUGUUCAGGAGGGCAAGAUUAUCAAUCACUUAGAUAUCAAUUUCGAGAUUGAUUACGUAGAGGAAAUGGUUCCAGAUGUGACGACUUGCAAAGUUAAAGGUACAAUGCCUGAAGUUGAUAUGGAAUUGACCGAAAUGCAAUUGCGGUACAUUUACAAUCUCCAAAACCUGAUCACAUCGGUCAUGAACUUUGACGACGACAAUGAUCUGUUGGAUGACAUUGAAGAAGAUGCCGAGAAUGCCAAUGCCGCCAUGAAGUCUCACAACAAAACUAACAAUGGCCCCAGAUCGCAGCGGUCAGCCAGUAUUCUGGAGAUUGCCAGGCAAAUUACAAGCCGUAAAGAAGACGAGAGUGACUCGUUGGUCGAGAUUUAUCCAAAGCACAAGAAAUUCGAGGUAAGCUUCGAGAUUCCACGUAUAUCCAUGACUCUUUACAAUAACACUUGUGGAAUUAGUGACUACAACAGCAAAAAAUUGACUACUCUCGCUGCAAACAAAUUGCUCUUGGACUUCACAAUGACUGAAGACACCCAUUUCAACUCUCAACUUUCUGUCUUCUCUUUCGAUCUUAAAGAUGCUCGAGAUGGUACAGCCAAUUGCUUCACAGAGAUUAUUCCUCAAGUUCUCUCCGGAAAAGAUCAAUUGCUGGUCCAAUUUUCUAGCUCUGGCGAAGGAUCAAGUCGAAGCAACUUAGCCAUUUUAGGCGUGGAAGAGCCACAAACUGUUUUGGCUUUGGACUUCAUUUUUGAAUUGCAAGCCUUCGUGAACAAGGGUCUUGAUCUUGAUGUACCCAUGAGCGUUGAACCAAACGACCAAAAACAGGAUUUAGAGGAGUCUGAUAGCGACGAAAGCCUGACUAUUAGCGAGACCAAGACAGAAAACGUCCCAAUGGCAAUUUCUUUGAAUGUUUUGAAGCCAUCCAUUAUACUCUUGGCCGAUUCUACCAAACCAGAUACCGAAGCAUUGGUCUUCAAAGUCGAAGAAGUACUGCUUUCCAGCCAGAACAUUAUCUCACUUGCUAUCAACAAGGUCGGAAUGUUUGUUGUGACAAUGGACAAGUUCGAGGACCAACGCAUGCGAAUCAUUGACGAUUUUUCGAUUUCGUUUGCUCUUGAUGGCCGUGGGUCGACAGCACAGGAGCUUCUCACUAGCAUACAGUUGUCUGUCGAUCCUUUGCUUUUACGUAUCUCAUUCAGAGAUAUCCGAUUGGCAAUGAAAAUACUUGAUAGAGCCAACGCCUACUACGAAAAAUUACAGAAUGGUUCGAAGGUCGCGAUAGAAAGUGGGGCACAAGAUCCUGCCCCUCAUGGAUUCACCGACGAAUUUAAACGGAGAUUAUCUGCUUAUGCGCCCAGCUCGAUUUCGAGCUUCGUGUCCCAGAAGACUGCCAGUAAAUCAGUGAAGAAAAUUCAAGACCCACAGAUUCUAGUCAAGGCCGAGGAGCUUGAAGCAUCUUUUGGUGGAGCUCGCUUGGUAUUGAUUGGUGAUGUCUAUGAGUUGCCAGUUGUAGACGUGGGCGUGAAGCCAUUUGAGGCCAAAGUUCAAAAUUGGUCAACAGAGCUUAACGCGGAAGUCCAUUUCGAAUCGUAUGUUAACAUUUAUAACUACGCCAAAUCCGUUUGGGAGCCUCUUUUGGAGCCAUGGCCAGUGGCAGUGUACGCGUCCAAGACAACUACACCUAAACCAAGCAUGAUGGUAGAGGUAGUAUCUCGUGAAUUGGCCCAGUUCACUUUCUCCUCGCGUUCCAUUGCCCUUCUCUCUCAGAUCUCAGAGUCCUUGAGUAGAGAAAGCACCUCUAAGGCGCGCGAAGAAAUUACGCCAUAUAUCAUUAAAAACGAGACAGGAUAUGACAUCGAAGUUUGGAUUGACAGAAAUGAUGGUAGCAAGGACAAGCAAAAGGUAGUGUCGAACAACGGCUCCAUCAAUUGGGAAUUCGAAGACUGGCGCACGAUUCGUGAGAACUUGGAUACCCGGAACGAUCAAGACUAUUUGGGGAUCCGCCUUGUUGGCUCAAAUUACGCCAAUCUAGAGCGCGUGGUGGCGAGCGGCGAAGGAGAAGAGAUUUACAUGCUUGAGCCUCCGAUCGAUGGCAUUCACAACCGUCUUGUAUGUGAAAUUACUCUCAGAAGUGACAACAUUAAGGUUAUCUGUAUCCGCUCGACCGUUACAAUUCUCAACAAUGCAGAAAGUGCUAUUGCUGUCGAGCUUGUCAAAAAUGAGCAAUCGAUCGCUGACGCAGAAUUUACUAUUGAGCCAGGUCAGAGAAGAGCCUUGCCAAUCGAUAUGGUCUAUCGAGACACAUUCAAGAUUAAACCUUCCAUGCGCACACAAUUCAAUUGGUCAACGGAAAAUUUUGAUUGGAGAAGACUUAUGAAGAGUGGUCUUGCUCUUAGUUGUUCCACAAUUGGUGAAGGAGAGCUGUCCUACUACUACUUCCAGGCUGAGGCUCACUAUGACAAAUCUGAACCUUUAACAACGGUGUAUCCCCACUUGGAGGUAGUCAUUUCUGCCCCAAUCGAGAUUGAGAACUUGUUACCAUACGAUCUCGAUUUCAGAUUGUAUGACAAAACAGCCAAGAAAGAUUGGAGCGGAAGCAUUUCAAAGGGACAAAACACUUUUGUGCAAGUAGCUACAUUGAAGAGUCUCUUGCUUUUGAGUGUGGAGCCAAAAACUCCAGGCUUCGGAAAGUCAGAAUUCGCAAUUAUCAACGCUCCAAAAGAGAGCAAUUUCCAAAAAGAGGGAUACACGAAUGUCAAACAUCAAGAUGGCCAAGUUGUGGAACUCAAAAUCACAUACCCAACUCAUAAAUCACUGAAGACGAGUAUCAAGGUCGUUAUUUCUUCACCCUACCUUGUGCUCAAUCGUACUGGACAAAACCUCGUCAUUUGUGACCGCGCCAAGCCGAACUCAUCGAUUACAGUUGGUGCAAAUGAUGCUGAAAGCAACAAGCCUCACAUGUUCUCCUUCAUUGAUUCAAGCAACACUCACAGUCGUGCGUUGGCUCGUGUUGGUGGUCUGGCUUGGUCAAGCCCCAUAAGUUUUGAUGCGAUCGGUAAAUUCACAGGCAUGAGUGCCGCUCUUGCGCUGAACCGCCAUCAUGAGAUGAAUUUUGGUGUCUCAGUCGCUGAGGGCGAGGGCAAAUACAAACUUACUCGUGUUGUCACCUUUGCCCCUCGCUAUAUUAUUCGUAAUAACCUCUCAGAGGCAAUCAUUGUUGCAGAGAGUGGAAGCACUAAGCAACAGGAGCUCGCUUCAAAUGAGUCUCUUCCGCUUUAUGAUUUGAGAGUGGGCGCUGCAAAGGCUGCAAUCAUCAAGUUUGCUCAUGAGGGCCGGUCGUGGUCUUCCCCAUUUGCAAUUGAUGAUAUUGGCCAAGUCUUUGUCAAGAUUCAGAAAGAAAACUCCGGUCAAGUUCUCGUUAAGGUCAAUAUUGCAACAGAAGGCGCAACUAUAUUUAUCCAGAUUAUGGAUGCCAACAGUGAGUGGCCUUAUCUGAUCAAGAAUUACACCGAGACUGACUUCUACAUCUACCAAUCGAACCCCAAUGUUAACGCAAACAAUGAAGUGAUCAAAAAUGAUGUUGACUACAAACCAAUCUACUAUAAGGUUCCUGCGAAAAGUGUUAUGCCUUACGCGUAUGAUUAUCCUAAUGCUGUAAUUAAAAGCAUGGUGGUUCGCUCUCGUGGACGUGAGCGGGUCGUGAACUUGGCAGAAAUAGGAAACCUCCGGCCCUUCCGUCUUCCAGCUAACCAGGACCAGGAACAAGUCAUUGUGGAUCUCAAUGUGUGUGUAGACGGGCCAACCCAAUCUUUAGUGAUCACAAAGUAUGAUCCUGCCUUGAGCUUGUACAAGUUGCAAGAUGAGACAACGUCCAACAACAAUGUCUCGCAAACUCAGUUUGCCUCUGUCGAGCAGGAUGACAAUUAUCACACCAAGAUCGUCACCAGGCUUGAAGGUUUGGGCAUUUCUCUUAUCAAUGCUAGAUUCCAAGAGCUCUGUUAUGCUUCGUUCCGUGGUGUUGAAGUGAGGUACAACGAGUCAGAAUUGUAUCAAAAUUUGAGCAUGAAACUCAAAUGGAUUCAGCUCGAUAACCAACUAUAUGGUGGUAUUUUCCCGAUCAUCAUAUACCCAACUGUUGUUCCAAAAUCAGGUAAAGAAAUGAACAGCCACCCAUCAUUCAGUGCGUCUGUCUGCCGUGUCAAGGAUGACACUCACGGUGUCUUGUUUAUCAAGUAUGCAACUUUGUUGUUGCAGGAGAUGUCCAUUGAGGUGGAUGAGGACUUCUUGUUUGCACUCAUCGAUUUUGCAAAGUUCCCUGGUGCAAGCUGGAACGUGGAAACAGAGGACAAACUUUGUGACGAUUCUUUGACAAUUCCAGAGCCCCUCAGUUCAUAUGAAACGAGUGACAUUUACUUUGAAGCUCUCCAUUUGCAACCAACCUUGGUAAAUCUUUCCUUUGUUAGAACUGAACGUGUGAAUGCUGAGGACCGUCCAACGCUGCAGCAGAAUCCUCUCAUGUUCUUUGUUAACAUGCUUACGAUGGCCAUCGGCAAUAUUAAUGAAGCUCCUUUGACUUUGAACGCUUUGUUCAUUGAGAAUAUCCGUGUGCCACUCCCCAUACUUCUAGAGUCAAUUCAGACUCAUUAUGGCCAAUCAUUCAUCUAUCAAUUGCACAAGAUUCUUGGCUCUGCUGACUUCUUGGGUAACCCAGUUGGAUUGUUUAACAACAUUUCCUCUGGUGUUCUUGACAUAUUCUAUGAGCCAUACAAUGGUCUUGUGAUGAAUGAUCGUCCCCAAGAAAUUGGUAUUGGUCUCGCGAAAGGUGGUCUUAGUUUCGUGAAGAAAUCUGUCUUUGGUUUCUCUGACUCGUUCGCAAAAGUGACAGGCUCUUUGGCUAAGGGUCUUGCGGUUGCCACUAUGGACAAACAGUUCCAAGAAAGGAGGAGACUCAACCAGCGCAGAAACCGACCAAAGCAUGCAUUGUAUGGUUUCAAGAGUGGCGCUGAUUCAUUCUUCGAUUCUAUUUCAUCUGGUGUUACAGGAAUUGCUUCCGCACCCAUCGAAGGUGCUGCCAAAGACGGAGCAGGAGGAUUCUUUAAGGGUCUUGGUAAGGGUUUUAUUGGACUUCCUACAAAGACCGCAAUUGGUUUCUUCGAUCUUGCUAGCAAUGUCAGUGAAGGUAUCAGAAACACAACUACAGUCUUUGACACGGAUGGUCUUGAGAAAGUACGUCUUCCUAGAACAAUCGCCUAUGAUCAUGUCAUAAGAUCCUUUUCUUCCAGAGAAGCACAGGGUCAGUUCUGGCUCAAGUCUCUUGAUGGUGGAAAGUUCUUAGAUCAAACAUAUUUGGCACACCUUGUUCUUCCAGGAGAAGAAAAAGCGGUUCUUGUGACGUUCGAAUUUAUUCUUUUGUUCCAAAUCAAUUCGAUGGAAAUUUCAUGGACUGUCACUUUUGACAGGGUGAAGACUAUUUCCUUGGAGUCUACUGGUCUCAGCAUUAUUUUGAAGCGCACCGAGGGUCCUUUCAUUCCAAUUCCAGAGAAGAAGAGCAAAAUGUUCCUCUAUGAGAAGAUACGCAUUGCUGUCGAUCAAUACAAUAAGCACUGCCAGGUAGCGCUUUAA